AUGUCUGUUAUAACAUUAUUCAAUAAAUAUCCUCUUUCAAUGGCAAGAAGACAAAUUUUUACUAAACUGAAAAUUUUCAAUAAUCAUUUUCGUUUGUUUUCAUUAUCAUCAACAACAUAUGCUGAAGGAGUUAUUCCACCAAAAUUUCAAAUUGAUUUACCUGGAGUAGAAAAUUAUGGUUUUGAGGGUGAAUCUUCAUUUAUGAGAUGUAAAUAUGGAGCUGUUGCUUCUGAUUCUGAUGAAGCAUCAAAAGUUGGCAGGCGUAUUCUAAAUUUAGGUGGUUCAGCAGUUGAUGCAGCCAUUGCUGUUCUUCUUUGUGUAGGUGUACACAAUUGUCAUUCAAGUGGAAUUGGUGGCGGAUUUCUUAUGAAUAUCUAUGAUUUGGAACAUAAAGAAUGUGUAUCUAUUGAUGCACGUGAAGCAGCACCAUCAAAUGCUCAUAAACGAAUGUUUGUUGAUGGAAAUCCAGCACCAUCAUCUACCCAUGGUGGUUUAGCAAUUGGUAUACCCGGUGAAAUUGCAGGCUUUUGGAAAGCACAUAAACGUUAUGGAAAAUUACCAUGGGCAGUUCUAUUUCGACCAGCAAUCGAUAUGUGUAAUGAAGGUUUUUCAAUACGAAAAGCACUUGCUUUUAGUAUACUUAAAUGUAAAGAUAAACUAUGGGAACAAAGAUCAUUUAGACGAGUGUUCUUUAAAGGUGAUUCAGAUCAUGUUUAUGGUUUAGGCGAUACAAUAUUUCGACCACGUCUUGGAAGAACACUUUCAAUAAUUGCUGAAAAAGGACCUAGUGCGUUUUAUGAAGGAGAAUUAUCAGAUCAAAUUUGUGAAGAAAUACAAGAACAUGGAGGCAUUAUUAAUCGAUAUGAUUUAGAAACGUAUCAUGCUAGAGUUAAACCAUCGGUUAGUGUUACAUUAGGUGGGAAUUAUACAGCUUAUGGUGUCCCACCACCUGCUAGUUCAGCUAUAACUCUACUUAUUCUUAAAGUCAUGGAUGGUUAUGGUUUAACACCACAUUCAUUAGAUACUGAUGAAAAACAAGUGAGAUUUUAUCAUAUUGUUAAUGAAUUAUUCAAAUUUGCUUAUGGAAAACGAUCAGCUAUGGGAGAUGAAUAUGAUUCACAAACAGAAAAAAAUGCAGAUAUUGAAAAAUUAUUACAUCUUAUUUUAUCUCCUGAAUAUGCUGAAGAAAUUCGUGAAAAAAUCAAUGAAGAUAAAGCACAACCACUUGCAUAUUAUGAUCCUAUGUUUGAACCUCAAACAGAUCAUGGAACUAGUCAUUGUUCAAUUAUUGAUGCAACAGGAGAUGCAGUUGCCGUAACAAGUACAAUAAAUACUGAUUUCGGUUCUUUUGUUUAUGGACGUCAUACUGGUAUUAUUUAUAAUAAUCAAAUGGAUGAUUUUUCUCAGCCAGGUUUAGCGAAUUAUUAUGGUUAUGCUCCAAGUCCUGCUAAUUUUAUAAGACCAUUUAAACGUCCUAUGUCAUCAAUGAGUCCAAUUCUUGUUACGGAUUCAAGUGGUGAAGUUGUAUUUAUUGCUGGUGGUUCAGGUGGAAGUCGAAUUAUAUCAUCUGUUGCUCAAGUAGCUAUGUAUAAUUUAUGGUUGGGUAAAAGUAUUCGUGAUUCUGUUGAUAUGCCUCGUUUACAUCAACAACUUAUUCCAAUGGAAGUUGAAUUAGAAAAACGUUUUCCUGUUAAUGUUGUACAUGGUCUUUUAGCUAAAGGUCAUAUAAUAUCAAGUUUUCGUGGUGGAUGUGUUGUUCAAGCUAUUGAACGUCGUCAUGCAAAUGAAUUAUGGGCUGUGAGUGAUGCUCGAAAAGGUGGUGCACCAGAUGGUCUUGGUUAUAAACAUGUAACAAAACGUUUUCAAAAUUGGUUUCGUCGAACAUUUAAAAGAAGUAAAGAACAACGUUUAUUAGAAGAAGAAAUUGAAAAAGCAAGAUUAUUUUCUCCAAAAUAA
This is a messenger RNA of Adineta steineri, 1956 nucleotides long. The record is from the annotation of a GenBank genome assembly. NCBI's taxonomy places the organism in Eukaryota, Metazoa, Rotifera, Eurotatoria, Adinetida, Adinetidae.